Molecule: messenger RNA, 3717 nt
Organism: Puccinia graminis f. sp. tritici CRL 75-36-700-3
Lineage: Eukaryota; Fungi; Basidiomycota; Pucciniomycetes; Pucciniales; Pucciniaceae
Exons: 8
Coding region: 1-3717 (1238 amino acids)
Cellular component (GO): cytoplasm
Molecular function (GO): beta-1,4-mannosyltransferase activity; acyltransferase activity, transferring groups other than amino-acyl groups
Source: RefSeq, a predicted model, not a curated record
AUGUAUCCUUCCAACCAGGACCCUCCAUCUCGUCGGCAACACCGCCAUCCUUCAAUGUCCUCUCACUAUCAUGACCUUCCUGAUCAGUCUGUUCACCAUCAGGAGAGCACGGCCUCAUCCAGUGCUCGUCGGAGGGUCGAUCAUCACCGGCAACAGCAACCCGGUAUCCAUGCCCUUCCCAACGUCCCGCUCACCGAAAACUUCUCAUCCUUCGGCUUUGGGGCUUAUGCUCCCCGUGGCAAUACUAACGACGGCGGGGCAUUGGGUAUCAGUGAACCAAACAGUCCAAUCACUGUCGAGGGAAUCGAUCACAACUCCAAUGAGACUCACUCCAGCGGUGAAAACACAAAGAUAGACUCUCGCUCACCCAGUGGUUUUCGGGCUGCUUAUUCCAACGGGAAAGACAAUGGCGAAAAUGGUUACGGACAGUACCAUCGCGAGCCUGAAGGCUAUGAUGGCACGAACAAUCGCACCAAUCAUCCCAAGGGCCAUCCUUCGGCCGAGUCACUCUCGCCUUCCUCGCCAGCUUACGGACGAUAUCGACAAGGCACCUACGCUGUUGAUGGUCUUGAGUCAGGUCGUGCCUCGACCAUCGGCACUGACGCCGGCUACAACGGCGGUAUUCCGUACGAUUCUUCCCGGACAGCCCUAAAUCACGAGUGGCGCAACUCCGAACUCGCUAGCCAGGAUGGUGUUACCUUUGCCGACGAAAAAUACGGCACGGGCAAUUAUCCAACCAAAGACAUUUCUGAAGACCUUACCGGUUCAGGCCCAACUUACAUCCCCAUCCCUCCCUCGAGUCCCGCUGAAGACGAGAAGAAAGCCUCGCGGAUCUCCACCGAUGGUGUCGUUCGCGCACCCCCCGUUGUUGUGAGCCGUCAGAACCGUCUAGAAUGGAUCGACGGAAUUCGAGGCCUUGCUUCACUAGUCAUUUUCACUCAUCACUUCAGUGAUUUAACGUGGGCUCAAUCUCAUCCCGAUACACUCUCCCAGGGGAGUGUCUAUGGUCUGAUGCGCAAUGGGCAGCUGGCGGUUGGCAUGUAUUUUUUACUUGGUGGUCGAGUUCUUGCCCACUCUUUCCUCCGAUCAGCCUUCACUCGCCCAGUAGCCCCCAAGGACUCUCAUGGGGUUCCGAUUCCUGGCGGGAAAGCUGCAAGAUGGCAAGGCCCUCGCUGGUUGUCGCUUUCAUCUUCCCUAUUCCGACGGUCCAUCCGUCUGGCUUUUCCUGCCAUCGUCGUCGGUUUUCUUCAGUGGCAGAUUGCUUCCAGAAAACUGCUUGGUGAUCGACCGGUUACGGCUGCACGGAUCUUGACGCCCUCCUCACUAUGGAACCCAACUUGGGAUCACAUCGGCAAUUUCUGGGGUUUCUUGCAAUUCUGUCUUGACCUAUUCACCAACAGAGGUCAUCAGUACAUGCUCAACGUCGGUUCUGCGUUGUGGUCUACAUACGAUCAAUUUUGGGGCUCGGUGCUGGUUUAUAUCCUCGCAGCUUCUGUCGCGCAGGUUGGUUGGAUUGGCCGCUAUCUCACGUACUUUGUCGUCUGCGCCUCCCUGUGGUUUAUCAACAGCCCCAACAUGCUUUACGUCCUCGGUCUCUGGCUUGCCGAUCUCCAUGCUGCUGGUUUUGUUCGCAAGCUUCAAGAUCACUGGAAACCUACGAUGGCUGUGGAAAUUUCGGUGAUGAUAGUGGCUCUAGCAAUGAUCGCCGGUGGGACUAAAGUUGCCACUCCAGCUGACAAUGCUGUUGGUAACAUUACCGUCUACGAGGGUAAAUUUGGAUGGGACCAGAGUAUGACUUGGCCCCAAUAUAUGUUCAUGUCGAACUGGAUCCCUCCACUUUGUAUACUCAUCUGGGUCGAGGUUUCGCAUGCGAUGCAGUGGCUUGCCAGUUGGGGAAUUUUUACCUGGCUGGGUAAAGUUUCAUACGGGUUCUACUUGAUGCAAUUCAUCACUCUCUACAGCAUCAUGCCCCCGGUUAUUAUCUACUUGAAUGGUCAAGGCAAGAGCUAUUGGGACAUGGUCAUACCAGCUUACCUCAUCUGCCUUCUCUUCAAUAUCGUCGUGGCGUGGAUUGGCUAUCAUCUCCUGGAUCGUGUUGGUCUCAACUUGGCCAAGUGGAUUUGGGAUGGCUUCUUUGUAACUGCACCCUCCAACGCUGUGGCUCUUCCUCUGAAAGCUGCUCGUGCCUUUGGAAAUAUGCUCAUUAGCACCCCAGGAGGUUCGGCGAAAUACGUUACCAGCAAAGUCAAGACGAAAUUCCAAGCAACCCGCCAAGGACUCCACACACUCUUGAACUGGCGAACACCUUGCGUCAGACCGGCGAUCGCCGAUCCAGUCGAUCCCGAAGUCAUCAAUCAACUUCAUUCAACCCGGUGGACGUCUGACAUGAGCAGUGAUGAUGAAGCUGUCCGAACGGCUCGCCUGUUGCGAUUCCAACAAUACACAUGGAUGAUUCACAUUGUGAUCAUCCCGCUGGUCAGCAUACUAUGGGUUAUCUACCACCCCACCGGUACUUGGACUUACGAUGCUUUCACAUUUUCUACUUUGUGGAGGUUUAUGUGGGUACUCUCUGUGCCCAAUUGUUUGUUUGCCUUUGCCGGUUUCAUCACCCCCGAUCUCGCCCCAAGCAUUGCGACUCUCGAGAAGAAGCCCGUCUGUCGGGAAUAUGUCCGUAACUUCUUCAUCCUACUUGUCACUAAAGGAUCAAAUGAAAGUGCUGUCAGAAGAGGAUACAACAAGCUUGUACUGCUUGAAAAAUACCACCCAGCCGUCAAAGUGAUUGUCUUGACAGACGAACCUUAUGUAUAUCCCGAUCUGCAAAACAUCGUUUGUCCCAAGUCAUACGUCUCACCUUUGGGCAAGGCUAAAUAUAAAGCAAGAGCCUUGGACUACUUCCGAUACCACGUUUCCCUUGGGGUCUACGAUUGGAUCUUGCAUAUGGACGAAGAGUCUACGACAGACGGAGAGAGUUUGAGGCGUUGUCUCGAGUUUAUCAGAUACACACCUCAUCACUUCGGACAAGGGAUCAUCUUGUAUAAUGGUGAAGGCUAUUGGGACAAUUGGUACUUUACUGUCGCGGACGGUAUCCGUGUCGGUGAUGACUUGGCCAGAUUUCACUUCCAGAACACGGUCAUUCACAGGCCUGUGUUCGGAGUUCAUGGAUCGUUCUUGAUGACCAAUGGGGAGAUGGAGAACGAAUGUACUUGGGAUUUUGGAUCCUUGGCAGAGGACUUUGAGUUUUCGCAAGAUGCUUGGAGGCGUGGUUUUACUUGUGGAAGAGUACAUGGAAUCGUUCGUGAGCAGUCGCCCACGACCCUCCGGGAUUUCCUCAAACAGCGUCGUCGAUGGUUUAUGGGUAUUCGUGAUAUCGAUGGGCUCUACGGCUUACCGCAUUUGGCCGUCAACCUAUGGAUUGUGGGAGUAUUCACCCUUGCGGUGACGAUCAUCAACAUUCCCUUCCUACUGGUUGAUCAGUCCUUGACGCCGUUAUGGGUGGCCGUUUGUGCGGAUUUCUGUUUUGUGACGUUCUAUUGGCUCUACCUCUGGGGACUACUGUUCCAAGAAUUGGAUUACGGACAAAAAUGGUGGAGAAUUAUGAUCCAUAUUCCCUGUGCGGUUGUGAUUCAACCUUUUGCUUCUAUUGCUGAAGGCUUAUCCGCUAUCUGGGCCAUGAGCUCCGUGGACUUUGGUAAAUUUGAAGUCAUCGUCAAAAAAUAA